AUGUUGCCAUUCCAGCUCCUGAGCCUCACCGCCGUGUGGGCCGCCACCUCUUCGGCACGCUACAUUGUGCCAGGCGGGCGAUGGCGAGACACGGAUGGCAACCUUGCCAAUGCGCACGCGGGUAACGUGGUUCACGACCCGGCGAGUGGGAAGUUCUACUGGUUUGGAGAGUAUAAACUCGAGGGCCAGGUGGAGGGUGGUGGUGUGUCCGUCUACAGCUCCGACGACCUGGCUACAUGGACGCACCAUGGUCUUGCUCUCGCUCCCAUCGAAGGUGACCCCAUCCUCGGUCUCGACAAGAUCAUCCAGCGGCCCAAGGUAGUCUACAGCGAGGUCACUAAUAAGUACCACAUGUUGUGGCACGCGGACAACUCGACCUACGGCCUUCUGCUGCAGGGCCUGGCCCAGUCCGACAACAUUGCAGGACCCUACGAAUUUGUCUCGGCGACCAAGCCCCUCGGUAACUGGUCUCAGGACUAUGGACUGUUCACCGACUACAAGGACGGCCGAUCCUACGCGCUGUACUCGAACGGUGACACCGUCGAGGGACGGGACGACUACAUCACCUCCUACAACGACGCCAUCACGGACCUCGAUGAGGUAGUGUACCGCUUCAACAAGUUCGACCUCGAGGCACCAGGAAUCGUGCAGACAGACGACAGCUACUACAUACUCAUGAGCCACAAGACAGGCUACCGGCCCAACGACGUGGUGGCCUUCCGCGCCGACGACCUCGCCGGCCCAUGGAGCCAGCCCUUCAACGUGGCCCCUCCCGACACGCGCACCUACAACAGCCAGAGCGGCUUCAUCCUGCGCAUCAACGGCACGAAGAAGGUGACCAACCUGUACCUCGGCGACCAGUGGGACAGCAACUCGCUGUGGGAGAGCCGGUACAUAUGGCUGCCGAUCGAGAUCGACGACGAGAAGAAGUCGCUCGAGGUGGUCUGGAACGACGUGUACGACCUGGACGUUGUGACAGGCGAGUGGAGCCCCGUCGAGGGGACGCCGUACUACGCGCACGACGCCGAGACGACGGGCGACGCGUUCCUGCAGGAAGCCACCUUCGCCAGCGGCGGCCUCAUCGCCACGGGCAUCUACGGCAAUGAAUCCAAGGUAACCUUCAGCGGGAUCGAGGGCACGGGGGAGCCGCAGUGGGUGUCUUUCUACUACCAGAACACCGACGACAUGGGCUUCGGGAACCAGCCGGGCGGCACCCCGGACCGCAUCGGCGGCAAGUGGCAGCUCCGUCGCAUCGCCAGCGUGGUGGUCAAUGGGGACACGGAGAACCUCCAGACCCUGUUCCAGAGGGACACGAACAAGGGCGUCAUCCUGUCGACGCCUCUACAGCUGACCCUAGAGAAGGGAAGCAACAACACCAUCACCAUUGGUGGACUGUACAACGGCUUCGACUACAAGGGUGCUGACAUUGAUCGGUUGGUGGUGUACCCGCCCGAGAAGUCUAGCAACUUGACGGCAAGCGCAGCACGCCCAAGUUUCUAG
Messenger RNA from Diaporthe batatas, 1500 nucleotides. RefSeq lists its product as uncharacterized. The transcript has a single exon. Gene Ontology annotation, biological process: carbohydrate metabolic process. The coding region runs from base 1 to 1500 and encodes 499 amino acids. NCBI's taxonomy places the organism in Eukaryota, Fungi, Ascomycota, Sordariomycetes, Diaporthales, Diaporthaceae. The record is from RefSeq and is a predicted model, not a curated record. Gene Ontology annotation, molecular function: hydrolase activity, hydrolyzing O-glycosyl compounds.